CCUCGCACACCAGCCCGACCUCGCCCUCUCCUCGCUGCCCAGCCAUGGCCAGCACAUCCGCGGCGCCCGCUGCCGGUGCGGCCUCCUCGCUGCCCGAUGCGCUCUCCACGCUGCGUGCCUCGCUGCCGCUCAGUACCGGCUGCUGGAGCGAUGCGUCCGGCGUCUCCGUCGAGUCAGCCAAGGCGACGCAUCUGCAGCUCUCCGGGCAUCUCUUUCCUCGCAGCACGGCCACGCGUCUCGUGCGGCCCAGUGCGCCCGACAAUGCCACGCCCAGCACGGCGCCGCAGCACUUCUACGCGCUCGACGACCUCGUCUUUGCCAGCCUCUCGCGCGACGAGAGCUAUGCUGCCUACCUGCUGGCGGCGAACCGCACGGAGGGCAUGGCCGGUCGCCACUUGAACGCCCUUGAGCGCCCGCGCGUGCUGAGAGCGCUCGAGCAGGAGGGCGAGAUGGAGCUAAGCGAGGCGGAGCUGCAGCGGCGCCUGGAAGCUCCCAGCAGCAGCACAGCACCUGCCGCUCAGGCAGCAGCUGCGCCUAAGCGCGCCUAUGUGCCAUCUCCCGCCGAUGCUGCCUUCGUGAAGCGCCUGCGCACGCAGAACGUCGAGGUGGUGCUGCGAACGCGGUCGCAUGCCUUGCGCGGACCACGAGCAGCGACGGGUGCUACCGCCGACUUCGCCUCUGCACACAAGGCGCUCGCACCUCUGCUGCGUGGCGCUACUACUGGCGGGGCCCAGUCUGCGCCUGCUUCUCGCGCCGCAGCAGCACCGGCAGCAGGCCAGCCGAAGCGGCGGCGUGGCGAUCCGAUCAUCGUGCUCAGCAACGCACCGACGGCACUGCUGGGUCUCUCCAACCUCUCUGCUUUGCUGGGCGGCGGCGUGUACAUGCCGCGCAGCAGCGGCUCCAGCGGCGAGACGAUGCUGUCGCUGGAACGACCUGGCCUGCCGAACGGACUGCGGCAACGCUUCCUGGUCGUUGACUCGACGGAGGCGCUUGCUCGCCUUGGCGCAGGAGGAGCGGAUCCGUGGGAGCGUGUCGUGGCGGUGUUCACGAGCGGUCAGACGUGGCAGUUCAAGGGCUACAAGUGGAGCGAGCCGCGCGAGCUCUUCAGGCAUGUGAUGGGCGUGUACGUGCGAUGGGCAAACGACGCAAGAGCGCCGAGCGUGCGCGACUGGAACGUCACGGAGCUGGCUGUGGACCGCACGAAGCGGCAUACAGACAAGCAGCUCGUGGCGCACUUCUGGCGCAGCCUCGAUGCGUGGGUGGCACGCAACAAGCCGGACCUGGCGCCGCGCGGUGCAGUUGAGGCGCGGUAGCGAAUGCAAAGCAUAAUCUAGCAGCGACUCUGGGACUUGCCGCGCGGAGAGUAGCGUUCCAC
Tilletiopsis washingtonensis is the source of this 1375-nucleotide messenger RNA. Its product is annotated as CDC73-domain-containing protein. Lineage: Eukaryota; Fungi; Basidiomycota; Exobasidiomycetes; Entylomatales. Gene Ontology annotation, molecular function: RNA polymerase II complex binding. Gene Ontology annotation, biological process: transcription elongation by RNA polymerase II; positive regulation of transcription elongation by RNA polymerase II. Bases 45 to 1313 code for a protein of 422 amino acids. The record is from RefSeq and is a predicted model, not a curated record. Gene Ontology annotation, cellular component: Cdc73/Paf1 complex. The transcript is spliced from 4 exons.